AGGUAUUCGAACCCCCCCCCCGGAAGAUGCCAAGACAGUCUGGGUGGUGACUUCCGGCUUGCUGAAGAAAGUUGAGCUGGGGAGGUUUGCUGGCUCCUGGGUUUUGCAAAAUGGAUAGCCAGGGAAGGAAAGUGGUGGUUUGUGACAAUGGAACCGGGUUUGUGAAGUGUGGCUAUGCAGGCUCCAACUUCCCCGAGCACAUCUUCCCUGCCUUGGUGGGCAGGCCAAUCAUUCGCUCCACAGCCAAAGUGGGCAACAUUGAGAUUAAGGACCUGAUGGUGGGCGACGAGGCCAGCGAGCUGCGCUCCAUGCUAGAGGUCAACUACCCCAUGGAGAACGGCAUCGUCAGGAACUGGGACGACAUGAAGCACCUGUGGGACUACACCUUCGGGCCUGAGAAGCUCAACAUCGACUCCAGGAACUGCAAGAUCCUGCUCACCGAGCCGCCCAUGAACCCCACCAAGAACCGAGAGAAGAUCAUCGAGGUGAUGUUUGAGACGUAUCAGUUCUCAGGGGUCUACAUUGCUAUCCAGGCUGUGCUGACGCUCUACGCCCAAGGCCUGCUGACAGGUGUUGUGGUGGACUCUGGGGACGGUGUGACACACAUCUGUCCGGUGUACGAGGGCUUCAGCUUGCCCCAUCUGACACGACGCCUGGACAUCGCUGGGAGGGACAUAACCCGCUACCUCAUUAAGCUGUUGUUGCUGAGGGGCUAUGCGUUCAACCACUCUGCGGACUUUGAGACGGUGCGUAUGAUGAAGGAGAAGCUGUGCUACGUGGGUUACAACAUCGAACAGGAGCAGAAACUGGCUCUGGAGACCACCGUGCUGGUCGAGUCCUACCAGCUCCCAGACGGCAGGGUGAUCAAGGUGGGAGGGGAGCGUUUCGAGGCUCCAGAGGCUUUGUUCCAGCCCCAUCUCAUCAACGUAGAGGGAGUCGGGGUGGCAGAGCUGCUCUUCAACACUAUCCAUGCAGCAGACAUCGACACCAGGUCUGAGUUCUAUAAACACAUAGUGUUGUCAGGUGGGUCCACCAUGUAUCCAGGUCUUCCAUCUCGACUAGAGAGGGAGCUCAAACAGCUCUACCUGGAACGCGUGCUGAAAGGCGACGUGGACAAACUCUCGAAAUUUAAGAUCCGCAUCGAGGACCCGCCACGGCGUAAGCACAUGGUGUUCCUGGGCGGGGCCGUGCUGGCGGACAUCAUGAAGGACAAAGAUAACUUCUGGCUGACCAGGGAGGAGUACCAGGAGAAAGGUGUCAGGGUGCUGGAGAAACUGGGAGUCACUGUCAGAUAAAGACCUCCGCAAUGUUAAUGACCACACACACACACACACACACACACACACACACACACACACAUAUCCAUAUAUUCACCCAAACACUGAAGGGUCAUCAUAGAGAAGCACCUAGAAUGGUGUAUGUCUAAAACACACACACACACGGUUUCCUCCCCCAUGGCAGACUAGAUAUCUAUUUAUCCUUCUUCCUCUUCUAAACAACAGAAUCACGGCAUCACCGUAGGGAGUGAUGACGCUCUCCUCCUGUUGUCUGAUGGUCUAGUAUAGUUUAGCUCAGGGUUGGUAGUAGAGUUCAGGACACCACUCCUCCAGCCCUCCUCCUGUCGCCUGAUGGUCUAGUAUAGUUUAGCUCAGGGUUGGUAGUAGAGUUCAGGACACCACUCCUCCAGCCCUCCUCUCCUCCUGUCGUCUGAUGGUCUAGUAUAGUUUAGCUCAGGGUUGGUAGUAGAGUUCAGGACACCGCUCCUCCAGCCCUCCUCUCCUCCUGUCGCCUGAUGGUCUAGUAUAGUUUAGCUCAGGGUUGGUAGUAGAGUUCAGGACACCACUCCUCCAGCCCUCCUCUCCUCCUGUCGUCUGAUGGUCUAGUAUAGUUUAGCUCAGGGUUGGUAGUAGAGUUCAGGACACCGCUCCUCCAGCCCUCCUCUCCUCCUGUCGUCUGAUGGCCUAGUAUAGUUUAGCACAGGGUUGGUAGUAGAGUUCAGGACACCACUCCUCCUGUUGUCUGAUGGUCUAGUAUAGUUUAGCUCAGGGUUGGUAGUAGAGUUCAGGACACCACUCCUCCAGCCCUCCUCCUCUCCUCCUGUCGUCUGAUGGUCUAGUAUAGUUUAGCUCAGGGUUGGUAGUAGAGUUCAGGACACCACUCCUCCAGCCCUCCUCCUCUCCUCCUGUCGUCUGAUGGUCUAGUAUAGUUUAGCUCAGGGUUGGUAGUAGAGUUCAGGACACCACUCCUCCAGCCCUCCUCCUCUCCUCCUGUCGUCUGAUGGCCUAGUAUAGUUUAGCACAGGGUUGGUAGGAAUUUUGGUAGUAGAGUUCACGGUGAAUAUCAAGUCUCCUGAAGAUAGAAAUUCACAUUUUCACAACACGGGGAAAGCAAUAUGGUGGAAAGUGAGUCAAGGAGUCUAUUUCCUCACUGUGCUAUUUUUUACCCUGACUAGUGCAGAUCAGGGUUGAGGUCAAUUUCAGUUUAGAAUUUUUUAUUUUUUUAAGAAAGUGAAAACAGAAUGGUCCCCAACCUUAAUGCAGACGAGGAGACGAGGAGAACAACGUUAGACUAUUGAGACCCACCCCUAGAACAGUUAAACCUCUCCUUACCAAUCACUUCAAACUUCCAUGUCCUCUUCAUAAAGGAGUCGCUAGAAGCUGUCCCUAAUCGCUGAUGCAGGGUCAGAUGGUAUCAUAAAGGAGUAGCUAGAAGCUGUCCCUAAUCGCUGAUGCAGGGUCAGAUGGUAUCAUAAAGGAGUCGCUAGAAGCUGUCCCUAAUCGCUGAUGCAGGGUCAGAUGGUAUCAUAAAGGAGUAGCUAGAAGCUGUCCCUAAUCGCUGAUGCAGGGUCAGAUGGUAUCAUAAAGGAGUAGCUAGAAGCUGUCCUUAAUCGCUGAUGCAGGGUCAGAUGGUAUCAUAAAGGAGUAGCUAGAAGCUGUCCCUAAUAGCUGAUGCAGGGUCAGAUGGUAUCAUAAAGGAGUAGCUAGAAGCUGUCCCUAAUCGCUGAUGCAGGGUCAGAUGGUAUCAUAAAGGAGUAGCUAGAAGCUGUCCCUAAUCGCUGAUGCAGGGUCAGAUGGUAUCAUAAAGGAGUAGCUAGAAGCUGUCCCUAAUCGCUGAUGCAGGGUCAGAUGGUAUCAUAAAGGAGUAGCUAGAAGCUGUCCCUAAUCGCUGAUGCAGGGUCAGAUGGUAUCAUAAAGGAGUCGCUAGACGCUGUCCCUAUUCGCUGAUGCAGGGUCAGAUGGUAUCAUAAAGGAGUCGCUA
Messenger RNA from Oncorhynchus mykiss (rainbow trout), 3258 nucleotides. Lineage: Eukaryota; Metazoa; Chordata; Actinopteri; Salmoniformes; Salmonidae. The record is from RefSeq and is a predicted model, not a curated record.